Messenger RNA from Gamsiella multidivaricata, 1110 nucleotides. RefSeq lists its product as uncharacterized. The record is from RefSeq and is a predicted model, not a curated record. The transcript has 4 exons. Gene Ontology annotation, biological process: regulation of DNA-templated transcription. Gene Ontology annotation, molecular function: RNA binding; transcription coregulator activity. Lineage: Eukaryota; Fungi; Mortierellomycota; Mortierellomycetes; Mortierellales; Mortierellaceae. Bases 130 to 903 code for a protein of 257 amino acids. Gene Ontology annotation, cellular component: nucleus.
ACUGUUCUCAUCCAUUGGACGCAUCAAGAUUGACAAGAGAACAAUGACACCUAAGAUUCGCAUUUACGUAGAUAGUGCUACAGGCAUACCUAAAGGAGAUGGUAUGCGAUCACGAACGUCACCAUAGCUAUGCACUCUAUCUUCAACGCUAGCCCUGACAUUAUUCUAUCCUCUCCCAUGCCUUUAGCCACCAUCACGUACGAAGAUCCAUACACCACCGAUGCGGCUAUCAAAUGGUUCAACGGCAAAGACUUUCACGGCCACACCAUCAAAGUGGAGAUGUCGGAACAAAAAGUAUGGGCUGGUGGAUUCAGCGGCCGUGGCCGCGGACGUGGUCGCGGCGGCUUCGGAGGUGGAAGCGACCGCGGGGGAUUUGCAGGUGGGAGCGACCGCGGAGGAUUUUCAGGCGGACGCGGUGGUGGACGUGGUGGCUUCAAUGGUGGUGGUGGUGGCGGACCACCACCACGCGAAGGCGACUGGAUUUGCGACAGUUGCCAGAAGAACAAUUUUGCCAGUAGACAAGAGUGCUUCCGAUGCCAGGCUCCUAGACCACCAGGCGCUGGCGGUCCUCCAGGUGGCGGUGGCUCGCGAUACGGAGGUGGAGGAGACAGAGGACGCUCAAGUUACGGUGGCGAUAGUAGAGGAGACCGUGGUGGCUAUGGUGGCGGAGAUCGCGGCGGAUAUGGAGGCAGCAGCGAGCGGGGUAGUUACGGCGGAGGCGGUGACCGUGGCGGCUACGGUGGCCGAGGCAGCUCAGGUGGGUAUGGUGACCGAUCUGACCGCAGCGGCGGAGGAGGUGGAGGACGAGGCGGUCGCGAUGACGGCGGAAGAGGAUCGUACGGCGGUAGUGGCGGUGCAGAUCGGGAUGAUCGCCGCUACGACCGUCGUGACAGACCCUACUAAGUCCAACCGGGCGCUGUAGCAAGAAGCGGGAUCGCUCGACCCGCAGAGUCAUUGAAGAUUGGGUAGUGGAAGAUAUUGUCAGGCGGAAAACAGGACUGGAUGUGUCUAUUUUAUUACGUGUCAAAAAUGCAGAAAGCAACGGGAUAUGAUAAAACGUUUGGCCUACUAUGUCCGUUUUGGUGAGUAUAUGGAGCAAUGUCGCGUAUC